UCACUCUCCAACGCGAUGAAGUUCUGUUUGGCGUUAAUUAGUUUGCUGCUCUGCUUUGCCCAGAUAUUCGCCGCCUACGAAUGUCCGAGCAUAUGCCCAGCGCUGUAUAAGCCUGUCUGUGGACAGGCCACGAUCAAGGGAAGGCCGGUGCGCUGCGAGUUCUCAAACAGCUGUGUGAUGGGAGUCAAUGCAUGCACUAAGGGAAUCAACUGGCAGGAAUCGCCUUGUAAAGGACUUUCACCACUGUGCGAAGCUCUGAAGAACUAAGUUGAUUAUUCAAACAU
Molecule: messenger RNA, 284 nt
Organism: Drosophila navojoa
Lineage: Eukaryota; Metazoa; Arthropoda; Insecta; Diptera; Drosophilidae
Product: vasotab
Molecular function (GO): protein binding
Source: RefSeq, a predicted model, not a curated record